Telopea speciosissima is the source of this 511-nucleotide messenger RNA. Its product is annotated as transmembrane protein 258-like. The record is from RefSeq and is a predicted model, not a curated record. Bases 119 to 355 code for a protein of 78 amino acids. Gene Ontology annotation, biological process: protein N-linked glycosylation. NCBI's taxonomy places the organism in Eukaryota, Viridiplantae, Streptophyta, Magnoliopsida, Proteales, Proteaceae. The transcript is spliced from 5 exons. Gene Ontology annotation, cellular component: membrane-bounded organelle.
AAAGCCGGAGGAGUUGUUAGGUACCUUUACUAGUUGCCACACUGUGACAGAGCAGAAACAGCGACCCAAGUGCAGGCGCGAGCAUCGACACCAAUCAUCGUAGAUUCAUUCAUCGGGGAUGGCUCAGGAAGCAAAACCCAUCACGAGUCCUGUACCAGAAGCGUUGUAUCCAACCUUAGCCAUUUUCAUGCUCGCGAUCGGCUUAGUAGUCACCGCUUCAUUCUUCAUCUAUGAAGCCACUGCAUCCAAACAACGUCGCAGUUUAGCAAAGGAGCUUACAACUGGUGCGGCAGCAUCUGUUUUCUUGGGUUUUGGAUCAUUGUUCCUGCUACUUGCAUGUGGAGUUUAUGUUUGACUUCUAUAGACGGUUGACAGGGGUUUGAAAAAAAAAAUUCAGAAAGUUUUAUUUCAAAAUGAUACUUGUGAUGUUAUUUCAAGAAGUCAUGCUUAGUUGUUAAUGUGAGACCAACCCUUAGGUGUUAUAUAAUCCAAGGCCGACAAAUUUUUUUCA